UAACGUUAACGUUGGAAGUCACCCGUCAUUAAAUAAAUAAAGAAGAAGAAGAAUGUUAUUACAGCAAUAAGCUGUUUUACCUACUUCCAUGUCAAGUAGAUUAGACGAGUUUCUUGAGGUCGGCCAUGUUAAUUGUUUACGUUUGGUUUCUUGACUGUUCGAAAGCGCUGAGCUCGGAAUUCAGAAUUUUCAACUUGGACAUUUCCAAAGUGCCUCGAAUGCAGCAUAACGUUAGAAUGUUUGCCGAAAAAAGCUCACAGCAGUAUUUGUAAGGGCCCAAGUUGUUGUUUACUCAAUGUUGGUAGGGCCUUUGCAACCGUGUCAACGUUUUGAUAUUCAUUGAGUGCUAGAAAAUAUUACAUUUAUCUGGCUUUCGAAGUAAGACAUGAGGAAAUUCAGAAAAGUAUGGAUAGUAGAUUCUGUGUUUUGAACGGCACUGAAGACCUCCAAACGCGAAUUUCAAACUCGCAUAACAGUCUCCAUUUCGAAAGGUCUAAGACACUGUUUGAGGAAAUUCGUGCCUCCAUUAACAACAAUGAUGAAGAGGACCGUUCCUUCUGGAGGCCUGUGCUCCCUUGGGGUGGCGUGUUUACCAUCAAAGCAGGACGGAAAGCUAUAUCAUGCAUCCCUCUGUAUGUCAAAAUCAACCUAAAAAACACCUGCACCAUCGAUGGCUUUCUCGUGAUCCUGUAUGUGAUCCUACGGGACAAUCAAGGCUUUUCCAGAGAGCUAGCCGUCUUCCUGGGCAAGCAGUUUGUGGAGUACUUCCUCUACCUUAUGGACUCCUGUGAUUACACCACAGUCAAGAUGCUGUGGAUCUGGGACAGGAUGUCUAAGAGACAGUACCGCUCACAGAUCCACCAAGCAGCACUGGAAAUUGACCUGUUUGGCAAUGAGCAUGAAAACUUCACAGAGAACCUGGAGAACCUCAUGUCUACCAUGCAGGAGAGCCUGUGCACUAACUGGAACUGUCCAGCUCGCUUCCAGGAUUUCAUCAAGACCACGAUCAACAUCAGCCCUCCUCACGAGUUGCCUCACAAAGACCCCAUUCAGUCAGCUGUGGACGAGUUUUUCUGCCCCAAGAUCCUGCUCUGCUCAGAACUGGGGUGUGAUGGGCUAAGGGAGUUCUCUCAGAGGGUUUUCUGCCAUGGACCACCACCAUUUGUCAUUCUCAACAUGCAGCAGUGGAAGUCAGAAGAUUUGUCCUAUGUCCCUUACCACCUGGCCCUCUGCCAACACAGGUACUUACUAGAGGGCGCCACACUCUUCAACAAGGAGGAGCAUCACUACUCUGCAGCCUUCCAGAUAGACGGCUGCUGGAUGCACUACGAUGGUCUGAGGAGUGACAAUCUGAUCCUGUUACACAAGCCACCAGAACUCCUACUGCUGUCCUCUCUGGUGUAUGUCCGCACCUCCGACAAGUGAACCCUCUUUCUUUCACGUGGACAUGCAGACGAUGAGCAGUGGUUGCACCAAGCACAAGAGUGAGAGCAUCAAUCCACCAUUCCUGUGAUUAUUUUGUCUUGACCCCAUGGAUUGUGUUACGUCACUGUAAUCUCAUCUCUCUGCUUACUGCAUCAUCAGGAUUUUUAAUUCAUUCCUGUCAAUUGCUUCCUCUUCCAGCUAUAUGCCUGCACAAUGACACGUGCCAUUUCACCCGAAAGCUUAAUGUGCAAAAUUAAAAUGACUUCUUGUUUGGGCAUUCUUGGAAUCCAAGAUUAUAAUGGACUAUAAUAGUUCAGGGUUGAUGUGCAUACACAACAAUAGGCUAUGCACAGUGUGAAAUUUCCUGCUACACAGAGGAGACUGGUAUUAUUUUAAAACUAUGAUGUGAUUGUCAAAUCCAUGUUCUAUUAUGGACCCUUUGACAGGGGAGGGCAGUGACUAUAUCCCACAAUUCCAUCAUAUUUAGAGGUGUAGUUUUGUUAGUGUCUGUUUAAAUGUGUGCAUAUCAGCCCUUUCAUAAGAUGAAUCUGGUGCUUUUUUAUUUACACUGUGGUCUGAGUUUAAAAUUAGAAAGCAAGGUCAAGGUUCACGCCAGGUUAAUGUCUUGUUCUGUCUUAAGGUGUCUAAUUUGAAGGCAAACCUUUACUAGGAUGUGUGGGUUAAAAUAAAAGAUUUUUUUCCCCCCUUUGUUUCAACUCGGUACACACUCAAGUCUCCAACACAGGAAACAUAUAAUUUUAUAGUUUUAUGUU
Molecule: messenger RNA, 2198 nt
Organism: Monopterus albus (swamp eel)
Lineage: Eukaryota; Metazoa; Chordata; Actinopteri; Synbranchiformes; Synbranchidae
Gene: dorip1
Product: dopamine receptor interacting protein 1
Exons: 5
Coding region: 406-1425 (339 amino acids)
Source: RefSeq, a predicted model, not a curated record